AUGAUGAGAGAAUGGGUCCUGGUCUUGCCCACACUGCUCUGUGUUCUGGCAGACCCCAUGCAGCACCUGUUCCAGUCGAGCCUGGUGCUGGACCUGGCCAAGGUCCUCUUGGAUAACUACUGCUUCCCCGAGAACCUGAUGGGAAUGCAAGCAGCCAUUGAGCAGGCUAUGAAGAGUCGUGAGAUUCUGGGCAUCUCAGACCCUCAGACGCUGGCCCAUGUGCUGACAGCCGGAGUGCAGAGUUCCUUGAAUGACCCACGCCUCUUUAUCUCCUAUGAGCCCACCACCCUCGAGGCUCCCCAGCCAGCAGCGACACUCACCAACCUCACCCAAGAAGAACUGCUGGCCCAGCUACAGAAGAGCAUCCACCAUGAAGUCCUUGAGGGCAACGUGGGUUACCUAAGAGUGGAUGACCUCCCCGGCCAGGAGGUACUGAGUGAGCUGGGGGGGUUCUUGGUGACCCAUAUGUGGAGGCAGCUCAUGGACACCUCGUCCUUGGUCCUCGAUCUCCGGGACUGUGCUGGUGGGCACAUCUCUGGGAUCCCUUAUUUCAUCUCCUACUUGUACCCUGGGAACACCGUCAUGCACGUGGAUACCAUCUAUGAUCGCCCCUCCAAUACCACCACCGAGAUCUGGACCCUGCCCAAGGUCCUAGGGGAGAGAUACAGCGCUGACAAAGACGUGGUAGUCCUCACCAGUGGACGCACUGGGGGUGUGGCUGAGGACAUCGCCUACAUCCUCAAGCAGAUGCGGAGGGGCAUCGUGGUGGGCGAGCGGACGGAGGGUGGUGCCCUGGACCUGCAGAAGCUGAGAAUAGGCCAGUCCAACUUCUUCCUCACACUGCCUGUGUCCAGGUCCCUGGGGCCCUUGGGAGGAGGUGGCCAGACGUGGGAAGGCAGUGGAGUGCUGCCCUGCGUGGGGAUACCAGCAGAGAAAGCUCUAGAAAAGGCCUUGGCCAUCCUCACCCUGCGCCGUGCCCUUCCAGGGGUGGUGCUCCGGCUUCAGGAAGCCCUGCAGGACUAUUACACACUGGUGGACCGAGUGCCAGGCCUGCUACACCGCCUGGCUAGCAUGGACUUCUCAGCUGUGGUCUCGGAGGAAGACCUAGUGACAAAGCUCAAUGCUGGCUUGCAGGCUGUAUCCGAGGAUCCCAGGCUCCUGGUGAGAGUCACUGGACCCAGAGAAAGCUCCUCUAGGCUUGAGACUGGGCCUAACGACCCUCCAGAAGCCGCUCCUGAGGUGCCCAAGGAAGAAGCUGCUCUGAGGGCCCUAGUGGACUCUGUGUUUCAGGUAUCCGUGCUGCCGGGCAACGUGGGCUACCUGCGCUUUGACAGAUUUGCUGACACUUCUGCGCUGAGGGUACUGGGCCCUUAUGUGCUGCGCCAGGUGUGGGAGCCCCUGCAGGACACAGAGCACCUCAUCAUGGACCUGCGCCACAAUCCUGGGGGGCCAUCCUCUACUGUGCCUCUGUUGCUAUCCUAUUUCCAGGGCCCCGAGGCUGGCCCUAUGCGCCUCUUCACCACCUAUGACCGCCGCAACAAUGUCACCCAGGAACACUUCAGUCACAGGGAGCUGCUAGGCCAACGAUACGGCCACCAGCGUGGGGUGUAUCUGCUUACGAGUCACAGAACGGCUACCGCUGCUGAGGAGUUCGCCUUCCUAAUGCAGUCCCUGGGUUGGGCCACCCUGGUAGGUGAAAUCACAGCAGGGAGCCUGCUGCACACCUGCACGGUGCCGCUGCUGGACUCGCCGGAGGGCGGCUUGGCACUCACUGUACCUGUGCUCACCUUUAUUGACAACCACGGCGAGGCCUGGCUGGGUGGUGGUGUGGUGCCGGAUGCCAUUGUGUUGGCUGAAGAGGCCUUAGAGAGAGCUCAGGAGGUUCUGGACUUCCAUCGCAGCCUGGGUACCUUGGUAGAAGGCACCGGUCGCCUGCUGGAGGCUCACUACGCCAGGCCAGAGGUCGCGGGGCAGGCCAGAGCUCUCCUACGCUCCAAGCUGGCGCAAGGAGCCUACCGCACGGCUGUGGACUUGGAGUCACUGGCUUCGCAGCUCACAGCUGACCUGCAGGAGGUAUCUGAGGACCAUCGCCUGCUGGUGUUCCACAGCCCUGGUGAGCUGGUAGCAGAGGAGGUGCCUCUGCCACCCCCUGCUGUUCCCUCCCCAGAGGAACUCUCCUAUCUCAUCGAGGCUCUGUUCAAAACCGAUGUGCUACCAGGUCAGCUGGGCUACUUGCGUUUCGAUGCCAUGGCUGAGCUUGAGACAGUGAAGGCCAUCGGGCCUCAGCUAGUACGACUGGUGUGGCAGAGGCUCGUGGACACAGCGGCUCUGGUUGUUGACCUGCGCUACAAUCCUGGCAGCUACUCUUCGGCAGUGCCCCUGCUCUGCUCCUAUUUUUUCGAGGCGGAACCCCGCCAGCACCUCUAUUCUGUUUUUGAUAGGGCCACAUCUAGGGUCACAGAGAUAUGGACCUUGCCACUGGUUGCUGGGAAACGCUAUGGUCCCCACAAGGACCUCUACAUCCUCAUGAGCCACACCAGUGGCUCUGCAGCCGAGGCCUUUGCUCAUACCAUGCAGGACCUACAGCGGGCCACAGUCAUUGGAGAGCCCACAGCCGGAGGGGCACUCUCUGUGGGCAUCUACCAGGUGGGCAACAGCACCUUAUAUGCCUCCAUGCCUACCCAGAUGGCUCUGAGUGCUACCACUGGCGAGGCCUGGGACUUGGCUGGUGUGGAACCCGACAUCACUGUGCCCAUGAGUGAGGCCCUUUCCACAGCCCAGGACAUAGUAGCCCUGCGCGCCAAGGUGCCCACAGUACUGCAGACAGCUGGGAAGCUAGUGGCAGAUAACUAUGCCUCCCCUGAGUUGGGAGCCAAGAUGGCUGCCAAGCUGAGUCGUCUGCAGAGCCGGUAUGCAAGGGUGACUUCAGAAGGGGCCUUAGCUGAGAUGCUGGGAGCAGACCUGCAAAUGCUCUCUGGCGACCCACACCUGAAGACAGCACACAUCCCAGAAGAUGCCAAAGAUCGCAUUCCUGGAAUUGUGCCCAUGCAGAUCCCUUCCCCGGAAGCCUUCGAAGAUCUGAUCAAGUUUUCUUUCCACACAAACGUGCUGGAGGACAACAUUGGCUACCUGAGGUUCGACAUGUUUGGGGACUGUGAGCUGCUUACCCAGGUCUCUGAGCUGCUGGUGGAACAUGUCUGGAAAAAGAUUGUGCACACGGACGCCCUGAUCAUCGACAUGAGGUUCAACAUUGGCGGCCCCACCUCCUCCAUCUCAGCCCUGUGUUCCUACUUCUUUGAUGAGUCACCCCCUAUUCUGCUGGACAAGAUCUACAGCCGACCCAAUGACUCUGUCAGCGAACUCUGGACCCACACUCAGCUCACAGGUGAGCGCUACGGUUCCAAGAAAAAUGUGGCCAUCCUCACGAGUGGUGUGACAGCUGGCGCCGCUGAGGAAUUCACUUACAUCAUGAAGAGGCUGGGCCGGGCAUUGGUCGUUGGUGAAGUGACCAGUGGAGGCUGCCAGCCACCACAGACCUACCACGUGGAUGACACCCACCUCUACAUCACCAUCCCCACAGCUCGCUCUGUGGGUGCCGCAGACGGCAGCUCGUGGGAAGGGGUGGGUGUGACACCUGAUGUGAUUGUUCCUUCAGAAGUGGCCCUUACAAGAGCCAAGGAGACCCUCCAGCGGGCCCUGGGAGUGUGACGCAGAAACCGAGGGUCCCCAAGAAGGGUCUCCACGGCAAGAGUAGCAAUGGCAGGUCCUCUGGGCCACUGCUGGGGCUCUAGUACGAGCCUAUCACCAGCCACAGAUGUAAAGCACACGUGAGAGUAGCUUUCUGUAGUAGCCGUCCUUUCAAGAAGCCAAGGAGAGACGUGCUUAAUGCUGGUAGUACUUUCCAAUGUUUCAGCUAUUCUUUAACUUGGGACGGCACUAUCCUCUGUAAGUUCCUCCUUUAUGGAUAAUAUCACUGAGUCAAGAUGCUUUUAAUACCCAAACAAGCCUAUGGUAGAGUAAUAUCCCAAAUCAAACCACCCUAAGUCUGAGCCCAUUUCUGUCCUUUAUCUGAC
Messenger RNA from Arvicola amphibius (Eurasian water vole), 4073 nucleotides. It is a transcript of the gene Rbp3, whose product is annotated as retinol binding protein 3. The record is from RefSeq and is a predicted model, not a curated record. Gene Ontology annotation, molecular function: serine-type peptidase activity. Bases 1 to 3708 code for a protein of 1235 amino acids. Gene Ontology annotation, biological process: proteolysis. NCBI's taxonomy places the organism in Eukaryota, Metazoa, Chordata, Mammalia, Rodentia, Cricetidae. The transcript has 4 exons.